Messenger RNA from Prorocentrum cordatum, 674 nucleotides. NCBI's taxonomy places the organism in Eukaryota, Dinophyceae, Prorocentrales, Prorocentraceae. The record is from the annotation of a GenBank genome assembly.
CUGCUCGGAGCCCUGACGCGCGGUGCACUCUCAUGGCCGUGGUUGUCGUGCCCCUCGGCCUGGCGGACGCCUUCAUCGGGGCGCUCCCGGUCAGCUCCUCGCUGCUGCUGCGAGGCGCUUCCAGAGGAGAAGGCGGCGGUCGACUUCCUGCUGGUGGAGGAUGCCCGCGGCGUCCAGUGGAUGCGCGGCGGCGGGUGCCCCGUGAUGGGGGUCAUGUGUCCUCCUGCACGGCCAGCUCCCCUUGGAGCAGCUCGCCGGCGAGGUGGCCCGUUGCGGGCGCUGGGGCGCCGCGGUGGAGCUGUGGCGCGAGUGGAGAGGAGAGAACGCCCCGAGGCAGCCGCGGACGAGCUGGUCUUCCGCGCCACCGCCCUCCGACAGGAGAGGGCCUGCCCGCGAACGCCCCCCAAGUCAACGACAUUGCGCGGGGCGUGGCGGCUGGGGUCUGCCGCCGCUGGGGCUGGGGCGUGGACAUGAAGAGCUUCGACAUCGAGGUGUGCGCGGUGUGGCUGGCCGACGCUCUGCUGGUGGCCGUGCCGCUCACCGUGGGCUGGUGCGCUUGCUCCAAGGGCGGCUUCUUCCCGCCGGAGGCGCCGAGGUACAUGGCUCCUAUCACCGACGGGCUCCUGCAGCUGCGCAGCAGUGUGUGCUACAGCUUAUUGCUUAAGGAGGGCUGA